Pleuronectes platessa (European plaice) is the source of this 1697-nucleotide messenger RNA. RefSeq names its product lysophospholipase 1 (gene lypla1). Gene Ontology annotation, cellular component: cytoplasm. The record is from RefSeq and is a predicted model, not a curated record. Lineage: Eukaryota; Metazoa; Chordata; Actinopteri; Pleuronectiformes; Pleuronectidae. The coding region runs from base 307 to 1005 and encodes 232 amino acids. Gene Ontology annotation, biological process: protein depalmitoylation. Gene Ontology annotation, molecular function: palmitoyl-(protein) hydrolase activity; carboxylic ester hydrolase activity. The transcript has 9 exons.
CUCGUGAGUCUCGGUUCCACUGAUCCACGGUGUGCUUGUGGUUCUGCACCGAACCUCCGGACGGACUCGAACCCUCAACCCUCAACCCGACCGAGCCGCAGGGAGGCCGGCAGGACUUCGACCUCCACUUCCGGGCCCCGCUCCAGCUGGUCGGUGUCUGGGUAGCGUGGGAGCGAGCGAGGCGGACCCGCGGUGACAGUUGUUUGGUGGAGGCUGUGGAGGUUGUGGAGGUGGAGGUGGGGGGUGUUUACGUGGUUAGCUAAGAGCGGCUAACUUCUCUCCACGCACCCGCAGCCCGCGCGCUGCAUGUGCGGCAACAACAUGUCAGCGCCUUUACCUGCCAUCGUGCCUGCUGCCCGCAAAGCCACUGCGGCGGUGAUCUUUCUGCAUGGCCUCGGUGAUACUGGGCAUGGCUGGGCAGAGGCUUUCGCAGGCAUCAGGAUACCACAUGUGAAAUACAUCUGUCCACAUGCUCCCAACAUGCCUGUUUCUCUGAACAUGAGAAUGUCCAUGCCUUCCUGGUUUGAUAUCUACGGGUUGAGCCCCGACGCAGAUGAAGAUGCGAGUGGCAUCAAAAGAGCAUCAGAGAAUGUUAAAGCCUUGAUAGACCAAGAGGUGAAGAAUGGAAUUCCUUCACACAGAAUUCUCCUGGGUGGUUUUUCACAGGGUGGAGCGUUGUCUCUCUACACGGCUCUGACGACUCAGCAGAAACUUGCAGGAGUGGUCGCACUGAGCUGCUGGCUUCCUCUGCGCAACUCCUUCCCUCAGGCGUCGGCCAGCAGUGCUAACAAGGACAUGCAUGUGUUACAAUGCCACGGAGAUGCCGACCCCCUGGUCCCCUUCAUGUUCGGUGCCCAGACGGCGGAGAAGAUGAAAAGUCUCAUCAAUCCUGCCAACGUCACCUUCAAGUCGUACCGAGGACUACCUCACAGCGCCUGUCCCGAGGAAAUGGUGGAUGUCAAACGGUUCAUCGAGAAGCAGCUUCCUUCCAUCAGCGAUGAAUGAACCUCGGGGAGAAUCUGUACAAAGCACAACACCAUCAGAGUCCUAUGGAGUCCAUUGUGACUCGAGGACUUAAUGAACCACCGACUUAUCUGUCAAUAAAAACCACGCUGCUACUCAUCGAGCCGGACGAGACCGGGAGCUGCUGCCCAUUCGCUCGGGAGAAGCACGACUGAAACGAUGCUGCUUCCUGAACCUGGAGCCACUCACGAUAUCUCAGUGUUACAGUAGAGUAACUUUAGUUGCCUGAUUUCAACGCUAUUCGCCAUCGAGACAAGCCAUUAACUGCAGAACACAUGAACUGGAAUAACUAGGGCUACACGUUAUGGUUUAUUACUUACUAUCUUAAAAUAAAUGGCCUGUUGUUAAAAUGUUUUAGUCAAUCUUGUGUAUUUUUAGUAUUAUUGAAGUGAGUUAGGAGAUUAAGAAGCACAAUGAAUCAUGGCAUUAAUCCGUCUACUCAGAUCCUGGUCUUCUCAUGUUUUUAAUUAUUGUAACUUUAACAGUUUUUGAAUUUUUUUAGUGAACAAUCAACUCGAGGACAUGAGCUUGGCUUUCUGCCACUCGAUCAGUAUUUUCUAAAACACAAAACAAAACAAAACUUACGAUAUUACUCAGAAUACUCAGUUGAACAAAUCUCAAAAUACAUGACUUGAAAACAGCCAAUAUGCAAAUAAAAGUGUAAUAUUAAAUCA